AUGAUCGGUGACAUGACUGGCGAAGAGGUUCGAGAGAGGGACCGUAUGAGACUUGCCGAACUGAAGGAUAGUGGAUAUCCUGUGGAGGUCGUUUGGGAGUGUGAUGUGGACACGGAGCUCCGAAACAACCCGGAAAUGGCGGAUUUUUUUGCCAAUCAUAAAGUUUCCGGGAUCCUUCGAAUGGAGAGAGCCUUGGUUGGUGGUCGGACAGAGGUUUUUAGACUGAUUGUCGAUGAUAAGAGAAAAAUUAUGAACUUCAACGACGUCAUCAGUCUAUACCCAUCCGUGAUGAAGUAUUGUCGAUUCCCCGUCGGACCACCAAGAGAUGUUCCAGCAACAGAUAUCAAAGUCCCAAUGACUGCACCUAAGGAUCUGACAUUCUCCGGAUUCAUGUUGUGCAGGGUUUUGGCGCCUGAUCAUCUUCGACUUCCACUUAUUGACGACAAAUCCUGUGGAAAGUUGGUUUUUGGACUCUGCAAAAUCUGUAUGAGAGAGGAGAACCAAGAAGAUUGUCAACACACUGACGAUGAAAGGUCAUUCACGGGUGUGUACACAACCGUUGAACUCCAUAAAGCUCUGGGUUUGGGUUACAAAAUUUUGGAAGUUUUCCAUGCCAUCGAACACAAAUAUUGGGUGGGAAACGACCUCCAGGGAAAAGGAGGACUCUUCACCUCUUAUAGAUGA
Molecule: messenger RNA, 684 nt
Organism: Caenorhabditis remanei
Lineage: Eukaryota; Metazoa; Nematoda; Chromadorea; Rhabditida; Rhabditidae
Exons: 5
Coding region: 1-684 (227 amino acids)
Biological process (GO): DNA replication
Molecular function (GO): nucleotide binding; DNA binding; DNA-directed DNA polymerase activity
Source: RefSeq, a predicted model, not a curated record